AUGUUUCAGGUUAUGCGAAGAGUAUCUACUCUUCAUACACCGUUAACCUGUUUUCACAACGAUAUAAAUCUACGUUAUCGCCGUCAAGUAUCAACAACUGCAGACUUAUACUUUAAUUGUUAUGUCAAAAGAAGAAUUACGCAAAAUCUCGUACAAGAAACGCGAAUUCUAAAAAACCAAGAGCAAAUAUUUCCGCGUUCUCGUCGUUUUUAUGCAACAACAACAGAAGUUGGACCAAAAUAUAAUACCGCAACCUCUGUAUGGCAUAUAUUUCAGUAUCUUAUUAGAUCUCUUACGACCCACCACGCCCGCUUAUUCUUUGAUAAUGUGUAUCCUGUUAAAGUGGGCUUUUUUGAUCUUCGGUAUUAUAUAGUGAGGCCAAGCAAAGAGGGGUUAGAAGAAAAGGUCAAGUCUGGGAAAAAGUGGCUUCCGCCUGAAAAAGACUUGCCUUAUGAUUUUAAAGUGACUGGAGUUGAGCCAAGACGGAGAGAAGGCGGGAUGUUUGUCAAUUUUUCGUUUAAGACUGAUCCUGCUUGGAAAACACAGGCAUUGGAGGAUAUUAGGGAACAUGUAGAACGACAUUUAGAAAAUAAGCAUCAUGUUCCAUGGUUUAGUAUAAGUGAAGCUCGCGCUUUUUUGGUUAAGGGAGAGCCAUUUAUUGAAGAUUUGGCCAGUAGAUAUCCCGCAAGUCGAUUACGUGUAGAAUUUCAAGGACCGGAUGUCACUACUGAAUCUUUAUAUAAUAUUUUUCGUCCAUAUGGACGUAUACGAGAUAUAAAUGUACUUCCUCCCUCGGUCAAAGACUUACCCCGAUAUGCGACAAUACAGUAUAAUGUGAUGCGCGCAGCAACCAGCGCCAAGAACUGUGUUCACGGAAAAGUGGUGGACGGUACAAGAUUAAGUAUUUUGUAUGAUAGACCGAUAAAAACAAAUUUAUUCACUGAUUGGAUGGCUAAGCAUCCGAGAAUUGCGAUACCGCUUAUUGCAGCAUUGAUUGCCGGUAUCACAUACAUAAUAUUUGACCCCAUCCGCAAAUUCUUUAUUGUUUCCAAAGCGACACAGCGGUUCAACCUUCAAGAGUAUCCUCUAUAUCAAUGGCUUCGUCGGGAAACUAUUGAUCGGUUAUGGACCAAAAGAAAGGCCGAAGAAGAGGAGGGCGCAUUAGCAGAUUCGUGGUCGGAACGGCAAGAGGAAGAAAUGAAGUUACAAAUAUGGUUAAAAGAACCGCCUGAAACUUUUAUUGUUUUGUUGGGGCCUCGUGGUAGUGGCAAAACUGCAUUUAUUAAUCGGGUAAUUGAGAAUAAAAAGACCAAAGUGGUGAUAAAAUGCGAUGAUAUUCUUAAUUCGCGGGAUGAAAAUGAAGUUGUUCUGAAACUGGCGAAACAGGUUGGAUAUUUUCCAGUUUUUGCUUUCCUCGUUGCGAUGUCCAACAUUAUCGAUUCAUUAGCAACUAUAACAUUAGGUCAAAAAGCAGGAUUUACAUCAACAACCGAUACCGAAAUAAAGAAAAUUCUAGAUGAGCUAGCGAUAGCGUUACAUGAUAUUGCUCCAGAAUCAAUAGCCAAGAAACCUCGGCCCAAAGAAAAAAACAAAGGAUUACACGUAUCCCCAAUUGUCGAAGAAUUUGAUCCUGAUGAGAUACCUGUUGUGGUUAUUGAUAGCUACAUGACGAAAGACAAGGAAAAACAUGAUUUAUGGGAUCAUUUGGCCAAAUUGGCUGUUUUAUUGGUGGAAAAUCGUGUUGCGCAUGUGAUUUUCGUGACUUCUAAUAUUGGAGCUAUUAAACCGCUUAGUAAAGUGCUUCCAACAAAAACUUUUAAUUAUGUUGUCUUGUCUGACGCUCCUCCGGACAGAGCUAUAAACCUUGUAAAAAGACAUAUUGGUGACGCCGCCAACAUUGAGAAAAUUGAGGAAUCAGUAAGGACACUUGGAGGUCGCUUGACAGAUUUAGAAAUAUUUAUUAGCAAAAUCCGAGGAGAGGCUUUGAAUGACCUUAUCGCGAAAUCAAUUGUCGAAAUACAUAAGUACGCUUUUGGCGAUGAUGCAGAAGACGCAAAGUCUAUUCCAUGGAAAGGAAUACAGUUCUGGAUAAUAAUGAAAAGUCUUGCACGUGGAGAAACUGUCUCUUAUAAUACAAUGAAAUUCUCGCCGAUAUUCAAUAAAGACGAUACACCAUUAAAAGCAAUGGAACAAGCCGAACUAAUCACAAUAACUCAGAUAAAUGGUCGUCCCAACUUGAUUCGUCCCGGAAAACCAUUAUACCAAGCUGCAUUCGAACAAAUCGCGUCUGAUAAAGUAUUUGCCGAUACUAUGGAACUACAAACAUAUGAAUACCUGUUAUCAUUCGAAACAGCAAAAAUACAUAAAUACGAAUCAGAGCUUGCAUCUUUAGGACAAUUACUUGUAAAGCAGGAUGGCAAGUGGAUAUUUGGCGGAGGAAAUGUGCCAUCCGAAGUUCAAGAUCGAGUUAAAUUCUUGUUAUCAUUACUUCAUAAGAAACAUGUGCUCACUGAAAAUUAUCAAACACGAGUGUCGGCGUUGAAAAAACAGGUGGCAGCUGCUGGCAGUUCAUAG
Molecule: messenger RNA, 2574 nt
Organism: Ambispora gerdemannii
Lineage: Eukaryota; Fungi; Glomeromycota; Glomeromycetes; Archaeosporales; Ambisporaceae
Source: the annotation of a GenBank genome assembly